AUGCUCGGCGGCAUGCGGGGUGGCACUCCUAGCAGCAGCCAUUCUCGUCGCCGAAGCGGUAGCGUGCAGUCGCUCGCGACCAUUGCCGACGAAUCUUCGAGCCCCAAGAACGCCGCUGCUCCCGUGGAAGCGCCAACGACGGCGACCAAAUCGAGGAGGGUGCGUACAGGAUGCUUGACGUGUCGUGAGCGGCAUCUCAAGUGCGACGAGGCGACACCUGAUUGUAUGAACUGCCGCAAGAGCAGUAGGGAAUGCAAGAGGGGCGUACGGUUAAAUUUCAUCGAUAUCCAGGUGAAGAACCCGCCGCUUCUCCCCCUACCCCUGAUUGGUCUGGAUGAGUCGAGAUCAAUAGCUUCCGAAUAUCUGGGAGGCCUUAACCGUUACGAUGUCCUUGGAAGGCGCACACUCACCCCGCCUAGGGAGGCUGAGGUUGAGACGGCGCUGAACCUCCAGAGGCAACACCAACAACACAGACGCGCCGCGAGCAGCAUGGCAUCUAUGGCCAUGCCGGAGAUGUCAAUGCGGGGUUCCGUAUUGACGCCGGCCUACGGCACUCCCGAGCUUUCCCAUGUUGAUGGGCCCCACACCAGCACCACCUCCUACGGUGGGCGGAAGUACAGGCAACAUGUCGCCAGAUGGCAUGGUGACCCCGCCCCUAGUGAGACUGCGCUGUCGGGCGACCGGGCAUACCUCAAUUCUCCUGAGGAGGUGUACUACAUGCAGGUCUUUGUCGAAGAAGUAGGCGUGUGGAUGGACUCCAUGGACAAGGAGAAGCACUUUAGCCGCCUCAUCCCCUACCACAGUCUGAAAUCGCCUAUGCUGCUCAAUGCAGUUCUUGCCUGUGGUGUCAAACAUCUAACCCUCGUGAACACGGCCUACAAUGACGAGAAGGCCCUCUUCUAUUACGAUACGGCAACCACGCAGCUCCUCCGCUCUCUGCAGAACCCAGACCGGAACACAGCUGAAUGUGCCACGGCUGCAGUCGUUCUUAAUGUGUACGAAAUCAUGUCGGAGAAGCCCGCCGCACGCAUGAACCACAUUGCUGGCGCUAGGGCGCUCAUCCGCGAAUGCGGCUGGAACGCCAAGAGCACGGGCGUGGGUGCUGCAUGCUUCUGGCUCAAUAUCGGCAUGGAAGUGCUCUCCUGUCUGGCUUUCAACUGGCAGACGGCGUGGGAUCCUGAUCAAUGGGGCGUCGACAUGGACUUUAGCCCGCCCGAUGGCGAUGAUGACCCUAGCGUCACCGACGACCAGAUCGGCAAGGAGGAGAUUUGGGUACAGCGCAUCUUUUACAUUGUCGGCAAGAUUGCCAACUUUAGGGCGACUAUCCCCAAGUUCCAGGAGGCGUCGCCGCACGACGAGCAGGUUCGCUUGGGAAACCGUCUGGCGCAGUGGCAGGAUCUCAAGAGGCUCUGCGACAACUGGAACAAUGCUUGUCCCAAGACCAUGCAUCCUUUUGGGUAUCUGUACCCUUCGCAGACGGAAUCCAAGUCGGCCUUCCCCAACAUCUGGCUCAUCAAGCGCGCCGCUAUCGUCGGCCGCGCGUCCGAAGAGAUGCGUGCCAUCCAGCUCCACCACGCCCAUCAGGUUUGCGGUAUCGUGGCCCACGUCAAGGAUCGCGGCGUAUCAUCCGUCGCCAUCCGCAGUCUUGCCAUCGCCUCGAGCGUGCUCUCGGACCCACGCGAGCAGGACGAGGUGCUUGAGAUUAUGAAGAAGAUCACCAAAGAGUCGGGAUGGGGUCUCGGUCGAGUCAUGACGGAGCUGAAGAAGGCUUGGGGCAGGGAUGCGGGUGUCGGCGGUGCCGCGACCAGUGACCGAGGUCCCACGCAGCCACAGCAGCAGGUCCCUCCUAUGCACCACCAGGCAUCGUCUGACCAGGCAAGCCAGCACCAGCAGCACAACUACCCCCACAGACGAGCGACGCAUCCUCAGCCACAUAUGCAGCAACAGCAGCCCCAACAACAUCAGCAGCAUCGACAGCAUCAGAUGCACACGCCACCCAUGUCCGGUCAGCAGCACCAGCAUCACCACCAACACCUUAUGGGCCCGUCUAGCUCAGCCCAGCAGUCGCCGCCAGUCAUUGCACCGACGCCGAUGAAGGCGCCGGUGAACCCGCUCUCGUUUGCGGACUUUAGCCUGCCGAACCAUCCGUACCAGAACUGGUACGAACCACCGAGCCGGGUAGCGACUACCAUGGCGACGACGACGGCGUCUUCUUUUAACCAGGCCUUUUUCUGA
Parascedosporium putredinis is the source of this 2235-nucleotide messenger RNA. The record is from the annotation of a GenBank genome assembly. Lineage: Eukaryota; Fungi; Ascomycota; Sordariomycetes; Microascales; Microascaceae.